CUUCAAAGAGAGAUUACAAAACAAAACAAUGUGUGGAAUCUUCGCGUAUUUGAAUUUUCACGCUAACAAAGAGAGACGAUACAUUCUCGAGAUUCUCUUCAAUGGUCUUCGUCGUCUUGAAUACAGAGGCUAUGAUUCAGCUGGAAUCGCAAUUGAUGAUUCUUCAACAAUCUCUUCCCCUCCUCUUGUGUUUCGUCAAGCAGGAAACAUUGAAUCACUCGUUAAUUCUGUAAACGAAGAGAUUACGAAUACAGAUUUAAACUUAGAUGAAGUUUUCUACUUUCAUGCUGGAAUUGCACAUACUAGAUGGGCUACACAUGGUGAGCCAGCUCCAAGGAAUAGUCAUCCUCAAUCUUCUGGUCCUGGAGAUGAUUUUUUGGUGGUUCAUAAUGGUGUUAUCACUAAUUAUGAGGUGUUGAAAGAAACUUUAGUGAGGCAUGGAUUUACUUUUGAUUCGGAUACAGAUACUGAGGUUAUACCAAAGCUUGCUAAAAUUUUUGUCUUUGAAGUGAUGAGGCAUCUUGAAGGAGCUUAUGCUCUUAUAUAUAAAAGCUGGCAUUACCCGAACGAGUUGAUUGCGUGCAAGCUUGGUAGCCCGUUGCUUUUAGGUGUUAAAGUAAGAUCGAAAUCUUUCGGCAUGGAGAUUGCUAGUGAUCUCUGGGACCGGCAAGGUCCAAUAUACAGAGAAGAUACUGCGGUGUUUGUGAGUCAGUCUGGUGAAACCGCAGAUACACUACUUGCUUUGGACUAUGCUCGGGAAAACGGUGCAUUAUGUGUCGGCAUAACUAACACCGUUGGGAGCUCGAUAGCUAGAAAAACACACUGUGGUGUUCAUAUAAACGCAGGAGCUGAGAUUGGUGUCGCAAGUACAAAGGCAUACACAAGUCAGAUUGUGGUAAUGGUUAUGCUAGCUUUAGCAAUUGGAAGUGACACAAUCUCCAGCCAAAAGAGACGGGAAGCUAUAAUCGAUGGACUACCUGAUUUGCCGUAUAAGGUUAAGGAAGUACUAAAGCUGGACGAGGAAAUGAAAGAUCUCGCACAACUUUUGAUAGACGAGCAGUCACUGCUUGUGUUUGGCAGAGGAUACAACUACGCAACAGCUUUAGAAGGAGCAUUGAAAGUAAAAGAAGUAGCACUUAUGCAUAGUGAAGGAAUACUAGCAGGAGAAAUGAAACAUGGACCUUUAGCUUUAGCUGAUGAGAAUCUUCCCAUUGCUGUGAUUGCCACUCGUGAUGCUUGUUUCAGCAAACAACAGUCUGUGAUUCAGCAACUUCACGCACGCAAAGGGAGAUUAAUAGUAAUGUGCUCAAAAGGUGAUGCUGCAUCAGUAAGCUCGAGUGGAUCUUGUCGAGCAAUCGAAGUACCUCAAGUUGAAGAUUGUUUACAACCUGUUCUUAAUAUAGUACCAUUACAGUUAUUGGCUUAUCAUCUGACUGUUUUGAGAGGUCACAACGUUGAUCAACCGAGGAAUCUGGCGAAGAGUGUGACUACUCAAUAGAGAGCUUAAAGGAAUGAUUAGCUUGUAUAGUGUGACACAUGCGUUUGGAGUUUUUGGAGUUUUAUGUUAACCAUCCUUUACUUUGCCACGCUUUUGAGUCUAAACACCAAAAACAAUAGGUGUUCAACUUUUUUUUGUUUUUCUUUUUUCAA
Molecule: messenger RNA, 1650 nt
Organism: Arabidopsis lyrata subsp. lyrata
Lineage: Eukaryota; Viridiplantae; Streptophyta; Magnoliopsida; Brassicales; Brassicaceae
Product: glutamine--fructose-6-phosphate aminotransferase [isomerizing] 2
Exons: 9
Coding region: 29-1498 (489 amino acids)
Biological process (GO): fructose 6-phosphate metabolic process; protein N-linked glycosylation; UDP-N-acetylglucosamine metabolic process
Molecular function (GO): L-glutamine:D-fructose-6-phosphate transaminase (isomerizing) activity; carbohydrate derivative binding
Source: RefSeq, a predicted model, not a curated record